Messenger RNA from Dissoconium aciculare CBS 342.82, 1011 nucleotides. Its product is annotated as Pkinase-domain-containing protein. Gene Ontology annotation, cellular component: protein kinase CK2 complex; nucleus; cytosol. The record is from RefSeq and is a predicted model, not a curated record. Gene Ontology annotation, biological process: protein phosphorylation; regulation of transcription by RNA polymerase III; DNA damage response. NCBI's taxonomy places the organism in Eukaryota, Fungi, Ascomycota, Dothideomycetes, Mycosphaerellales, Dissoconiaceae. Gene Ontology annotation, molecular function: protein serine/threonine kinase activity; ATP binding. The coding region runs from base 1 to 1011 and encodes 336 amino acids. The transcript has 3 exons.
AUGGCGCGGGUCUACGCCGAUGUCAACCAGCAGAUGCCUCGCGCCUAUUGGGAUUACGACUCUGUGAACAUCAGCUGGGGUAUUCUGGAAAACUACGAGGUCGUGCGCAAGAUUGGCCGUGGAAAAUACUCAGAAGUCUUUGAAGGCGUCAACGUGGUUAACUACCAGAAAUGCGUCAUUAAAGUCCUCAAGCCUGUUAAGAAGAAGAAGAUCAAGCGUGAAAUCAAGAUCCUCCAAAACCUUUCAGGAGGCCCCAACAUUGUUGCCCUCCUCGACGUUGUGCGGGACAGCCAAUCAAAAACACCGAGUCUGAUUUUUGAGCAUGUCAACAACAUCGAUUUUCGCUUACUGUACAAGGAGUUCCAGGAUUACGACGUUCGCUACUACAUCUUCGAACUACUCAAGGCCCUUGACUUCUGUCACAGUAAAGGAAUCAUGCACCGUGAUGUGAAGCCGCACAAUGUCAUGAUUGACCACGAGACGCGGAAGCUGCGCCUCAUCGAUUGGGGUCUUGCAGAGUUCUAUCAUGCAGGCACGGAAUAUAACGUUCGCGUUGCCAGUCGCUAUUUCAAGGGCCCUGAACUGUUGGUGGACUUCCAAGAGUACGACUACAGCUUAGAUAUGUGGUCACUGGGCUGCAUGUUCGCAAGCAUGAUCUUCCGCAAGGAACCAUUUUUCCACGGUCAAAGCAACGCCGACCAGCUGGUCAAGAUAGCCAAAGUCCUUGGCACUGACGAUCUGUUCGACUACCUCGACAAGUAUGAUAUUGAGCUUGAUGCGCAAUACGACGAGAUUCUAGGGCGCUUCCCGAAGAAGAGCUGGCACGCCUUUGUUAACAGCGAGAACCAGCGCUUCAUCAGCAAUGACGCGAUUGAUUUCUUAGAUAAACUGUUGAAAUACGACCACGCAGAACGACUCACAGCCAAAGAGGCAAUGGCUCACCAAUAUUUUGCGCCCGUACGACAGGCGGAAGCGGCGGAAGCGAAGGCUGCAAACAGUGCACACGCGUGA